Cyprinus carpio (common carp) is the source of this 930-nucleotide messenger RNA. Its product is annotated as diphosphoinositol polyphosphate phosphohydrolase 1-like. NCBI's taxonomy places the organism in Eukaryota, Metazoa, Chordata, Actinopteri, Cypriniformes, Cyprinidae. Gene Ontology annotation, cellular component: nucleus; cytoplasm. Gene Ontology annotation, molecular function: diphosphoinositol-polyphosphate diphosphatase activity; endopolyphosphatase activity; bis(5'-adenosyl)-pentaphosphatase activity. The record is from RefSeq and is a predicted model, not a curated record. Gene Ontology annotation, biological process: diadenosine pentaphosphate catabolic process; diadenosine hexaphosphate catabolic process; diphosphoinositol polyphosphate metabolic process.
UUCUCUGGGAUGUGGUCGGCUCUGGAACAGAAGAAGAGAUUAUUUCCAGUGAUUAACGCGGGGUUUCCAUUCGCGGACGGACUUUGUCUCUCUUGCCGCGCGGCAGGUUCAGGUUCCGAUCUCAGUCGCAACGCGCAGCCCGAGAUGAUGAAGCUGAAGUCGAACCAAACGCGCACAUAUGAUGGAGACGGGUACAAGAAGCGGGCCGCCUGCCUGUGCUUCAGGAACGACGCCGAGCAGGAGGUGUUACUGGUGAGCAGCAGCAGAUAUCCAGACAAAUGGAUCGUACCUGGAGGAGGAAUGGAGCCCGAGGAAGAGCCCAGUGUUGCUGCUGCGCGAGAAGUCUGUGAAGAGGCUGGUGUCAAGGGCACUUUAGGAAGACUAGUAGGAAUAUUUGAGAAUCGAGAUAGGAAACACAGAACGUUCGUCUACGUUCUCAUCGUAACUGAAGUUCUAGAAGAUUGGGAGGAUUCAGUAAACAUUGGGAGAAAAAGGGAAUGGUUCAAAAUCGAAGAUGCCAUAGAAGUGUUGCAGUGUCACAAACCAGUACAGGCCACUUACUUCGAGGCCCUGCAGGAAGGCUGUGUGAACAGUAACGGGACGCCCCUGGUGGCCACGAUAGGCGGAGACCUGUCACCCACCUACAGCAUUAAUCAGAGCUCCGUCUCUGAUAUCAGAUAACUAAUGCAAAACAUUGAUUAUUCUAUCCUCUUCUUUUUUGUUAAAAAAGACACAAAAAUGACGGUUUGCCAAUGCUUUUUGAGCACCGAGAAGGUGGCGCAGACAUCAAGUGUUGGUUGAUUAUUCGAAACGAUGUUUUGUAAAUGUAACACUUUUGCUUUCUCCUGUUUGAUUCUCCUUUCAUGCGGACUGUUGCAUGAAACCUGCGACUUCUAGCGGCCCAAGUGUGAGAUUAAACGAAUGCAAGAA